This is a messenger RNA of Talaromyces stipitatus ATCC 10500, 585 nucleotides long. RefSeq lists its product as uncharacterized. Gene Ontology annotation, molecular function: zinc ion binding. Gene Ontology annotation, cellular component: mitochondrial intermembrane space. The transcript is spliced from 6 exons. NCBI's taxonomy places the organism in Eukaryota, Fungi, Ascomycota, Eurotiomycetes, Eurotiales, Trichocomaceae. Gene Ontology annotation, biological process: protein import into mitochondrial intermembrane space. The record is from RefSeq and is a predicted model, not a curated record. The coding region runs from base 69 to 437 and encodes 122 amino acids.
GACCGUCUAUAUAUAUCCCUUCGUACUAUCAUUGAAAUACAUCCUUUCUAAUCGCAGACUCUGUCAAGAUGUGCAAACACGUUCUAAACGCUCAGGUGUCCAUCCGUUCUCCGUGCUGUCGAAAGUGGUUCGAUUGCGCCGAAUGCCAUCAAGAACAAGAAUCUCAUCCUUUGAUGCAAUCAUUUGAUAUGACCUUUGCAUGCAAAAAGUGCAAAAAAUGCUUUCGUAAAGAUACAUCCGAGUUCGAAGAAAGUGAUGAAUAUUGUCCGCACUGUGACAACCAUUUCGUUAUUGAAGCAAAGACUCCCCAGGCUUCGCUACAAGUGGAGGGCGAGGACGUUCGUAUGGACGCGAGAAUGCUCAAAGAUGAUCGCGUUCGAGGCGACGCAGAACGAUCUAUAUUCAAUAUUCGAGAUGCAGCAGACAGACUGGGAUAAGCAGGCGGAAGGCGAUAACGACGAAACGAACCUUAAUAUUCGAAUGCAUACUCUUUGAUACGGCGUUUUCCUUCUGUCUAUAAAUAUUUUGGUCGCGAUCAGGUGUAAUCAGCGCGUCUACAUGCAAAUACUGUACCAAGGACUUCCG